Molecule: messenger RNA, 516 nt
Organism: Caenorhabditis bovis
Lineage: Eukaryota; Metazoa; Nematoda; Chromadorea; Rhabditida; Rhabditidae
Source: the annotation of a GenBank genome assembly
AUGCACAAGAUCAUCAUUGUGACGGUGGCGUGUCUCGCGGCGAUGAGCGCCGCUCAAGACCAACCGGUGUGCUCGGUGAAUCAGCUAUUCAACGGACAAAUUUGCACAUGCGCGCCCGGGUACUUCUCCGCCGCCAACGACGAAUCCAAAAAGCGUUGUGAAGACGAAUGCGAGGAGGUCUACUUCUCAUUGUUCACCACCGGCAAAUGUGUCAACAACAUUUUCGGCAACGUGCCGAAAGAUCAGCAACCGGCGUGCAAUCUUCGUUGCGGCAUGCGCAUUCGCUUGUGGGCCACCGUCGCCAUGUUCGUCGUCAUCGCCGCCGCCGUCGCCACACUCGUGCUCAUGCUUCCGAUGUGCAUCGCCUCGUGCGCCUCGUGCCUUCACGCCAAACGGGCCAACAAAAACGCGAAACGAGUCGCCCUUGAAGCUCAAAACAGCCCAAGCAAGGACCAACAAGUCGCCACGAUGGGCUACAAUCCAUACGCUUAUUGGCCAUACUACGGACGUGCCUAA